This is a messenger RNA of Synchiropus splendidus (mandarinfish), 1665 nucleotides long. RefSeq names its product MARCKS-like 1b (gene marcksl1b). NCBI's taxonomy places the organism in Eukaryota, Metazoa, Chordata, Actinopteri, Syngnathiformes, Callionymidae. Gene Ontology annotation, biological process: central nervous system development; actin filament organization. Gene Ontology annotation, molecular function: actin filament binding; calmodulin binding. Gene Ontology annotation, cellular component: plasma membrane; cytoplasm. The transcript is spliced from 2 exons. Bases 207 to 836 code for a protein of 209 amino acids. The record is from RefSeq and is a predicted model, not a curated record.
GCCGCUGAGUUUAGAGGCUCUCUGUCUGCCAGGGUGACAGCGCGGAGCACAGUCGAGGGACUCGAGCUGCCACAACUCCAAACCUUCGCCUCGCUUUUCUGCUGGACACCGUACUCGCCCUGGGGUUGGAUUAAUUGAACGCCCACUCUUUUUUAGUUUUUCUUUUUCAUUUGCUUUGCCGAGACAAACGCGACUCACCGGUGAAGAUGGGCUCUCAGUCAUCAAAGGGAGAGGUGGCGACGGAGGCGAACGCUGCCGCCGCUGAUGCUGCAGCUGUCAAAACCAACGGACAGGAGAACGGUCACGUGAAGACCAACGGAGAUGUUUCUGCCAAGCCAGAGGGCGAUGCAGCUGCCUCCAACGGUUCAGCUGAGGCAGCCAAGGAGCCAGAAGCUGGUGCAGGAGGCGACGCCAUCGAGCCGGCACCUGCUGCAGACGGGGAGGCUGCCAAACCCGAGGGUGAGGCUGCCGCCAAGGAGACCCCGAAGAAGAAGAAGAAGAAGGCCUUCUCUCUGAAAAAGUCCUUCAACUUCAAGCUGAACCUGAAGAAGAGCAAGAAGAGCGAGGCUGUCAAAGAGGAGGCGGCGGCCGCUGCCGCUCCCGCCGCCGCUGAGGAGAAGCCGGCAGAGAACGGCGCCUCCGCUGAGGAGAAGAAGGAGGAAGCGAAGGUGGAACCUGCUGCUGCAGCCACUGAAGCCCCAAAGGCAGAGGAGGGGGCUGCUAAAGAGGAAGCCCCCAAGGAGGAGGUGAAGGAGGCAGCCGCUGCCACCCCUGAUGCCACAAAACCGGCAGAGGAGAGCAGCUCGACCCCAGCUCCCUCUGAAAAGAAGGAGUAAUUGUACCCACUUUGAACUGGGUGAACUGCUUUUCCAAGAGAGAUAGAGAGAAUUUAAAAGUAUAUAUAUAUAUAUUUAUAUAUAUAUGUGUAUAUGUAUACAUAUGUAUAUGGAUAUAUGUAUAUGUAAAUAUAUACACAUGUAUGUGAGAGACUCCUUCGACGUGCCACUUUUCGUCGUGAUAACAAGACGACUGAUUCACUAGAUCACUUCCCUGGUUACUGCUCGGCAUCUGGACCUCGACAGAGUUUAGGGCUGCGGGCUGGUCGCUGCGUGGAAACUGGAUUUAUUGUAAGAUGGAUGAAGGAUGAACGGAGAAUGACAGAGUCUGAGCAUCUUCUACUGUACUUCAAAACCUAAUGGUCAAGAUGCCUCCUCUCUGAAGGAGCGACGAAACUAGGACACCAUCACCACUUGAAAAGACUGUUACAUAGAAGAAAAAAAAAAGAGCAAAAUGAAAUCCGAAAAAGACUUGCCAACUUUUUACAUUCCUAUAUUUUAACCCAAAUUUGAAGUAUUUUGUGGUGUAUUAUAGAGAACAACCAUCUUACAGAGAGAAGCUAUGUCUUGUUUGUUUAAGAAAAAAAAAUAGACAAUUUUGAUUUUUACCUUAUUAUGAAAAAAAAGACCACUUAAGCUUGCUAUGUUCACUGUUGCGGUUUGAUAUGAAGCAGAGUCGUUUUAUCUGUCGUGUGUGAGCCUGAAUCUGCUUUGUCUCUGUAAAUACAUUGGAUUGAUUUUUGGUUCUUUAUUUUGCUAAUGUUUACAGAUGUUACUGGUUUUAUUGUAAAGUUGAUAAUGGUAAAUAAAUGUUGGUUACCUGCCUGUU